Molecule: messenger RNA, 1039 nt
Organism: Hevea brasiliensis (rubber tree)
Lineage: Eukaryota; Viridiplantae; Streptophyta; Magnoliopsida; Malpighiales; Euphorbiaceae
Product: leucine-rich repeat protein 1
Exons: 7
Coding region: 178-831 (217 amino acids)
Molecular function (GO): protein binding
Source: RefSeq, a predicted model, not a curated record
UGCCCUCAUGUGUACAUAACGAGCAAAGUAAUCCUUUUUAUGAGCUCUAUAAAUUCCCCCCACGAAGGUUUAAUUUAUUGCUUCUGUUCUUUAAACGAACUCCAAGAUAUAAAAAGACCAUAAGCAUCUUGACUCUGUUCGAUCAAGGCCUUCAAAAACAUCUUUUGAAGUUCUACAAUGGCGAGUUGUGCUAUGUUUCAACUUCUUCUUCUUCUUCUUCUAUCAAUCAUUGUAGCGCCUACAAAUGCAAACAUAGAAGGGGAUGCUCUGUAUGCAUUGAGAAGAGCAGUGAAGGAUCCAGGACUAGUUCUGCAAAGCUGGGAUCCGACCUUGGUAGAUCCAUGUACUUGGUUUCACGUCACCUGUGACAACGAUAAUCGCGUUACCCGUCUAGACCUUGGGAAUGCAAAACUGUCUGGCAAUCUAGUACCUGAGCUGGGGAAACUUAAGCGUCUUCAGUAUCUGGAACUGUACAUGAAUAAGCUGGUGGGUCCUGUACCAAAGGAGCUUGGAAACCUCAAAAGCCUGGUGAGCUUGGACCUUUACCACAAUAAUCUAACUGGGUUUAUCCCUGCUACACUCUCGAAGCUUUCCAAUCUCAAAUUCCUGAGACUGAACGAUAACAGACUAACCGGAAGGAUACCAAGGGAACUAACCAAAUUGGGAAACCUCAAGAUUCUUGACGUAUCGGACAAUGAUUUGUGUGGCACAAUCCCUACUUCUGGCUCCUUCUCUAAGUUCUCAGAGGAAAGUUUUGUAAAUAACCCUAGACUGGAAGGCCCAGAACUGAUGGGAUUUGUGAGAUACGAUGUAGUAGGAGGUAGCUGUUAAAAGAAGCCCCAAUUCCACAUUCUCUUUAUAUGGGAAGGGCUAUAUCUUUACUCGUAGAAUAUCGGUUUUUAUAACAGACCUAGAACUAAGAAAGCCGGUUUAUGUUGAGAGGAGAAUGUCCAAAGGUUGGCUGUCGCUUUCAGCCAUCUGUAUUCCAUUUUGCCUUUCAACUUGCAGAGAAUAGAUAUUCAUUAUCGUUGCUCCUCAA